Coregonus clupeaformis (lake whitefish) is the source of this 2451-nucleotide messenger RNA. Its product is annotated as sal-like protein 4. NCBI's taxonomy places the organism in Eukaryota, Metazoa, Chordata, Actinopteri, Salmoniformes, Salmonidae. The transcript has 6 exons. The coding region runs from base 230 to 2059 and encodes 609 amino acids. The record is from RefSeq and is a predicted model, not a curated record.
ACCAUGACAUCGAAGAAGAAGUAGUAAACGGAAGUGAACAGUAAUCAAGAACAAUUUCCACGUUAGCAUUUUUAUUGUUGUUAUUUAUAGGUUUAUUAACACAAUGGGGGAAAAAAAUGUGACUAAUUUUAACUGCAUAGCAUCACAUACUUACAGUAGGUAGUCUUUAAUUCGCGUUGGAGACAGGACUUGGUUGAUAGAGCUACGUAACGCUAGCUAGUUGCUAACAAUGGCUAACUGUAUGGUUUUUCACACUCAAAUAGCUUCCAUUAUGGAGGUGCUAGCGAAUGCAGCCGUGGCAGAGAUCUGUAAACUUGUAGACGACGACUAUGCAGUGUUUCGAUUGGAAAUUUCUCAAAGUCAGAAAGAAAACAGGGGGUUGCGGAAGAAACUACAACUAAUGGACAUGAAGGUGGCACGGGAGCGCGUCCUCGCCAGUCGUCCAAGUAGUGUCAAGGUCGUCGACCGAUACAGAGGAAUAGCAAGAGGUGAAGGACUUUUCACUGGAGGCCACAUGAGCUUUGUGAAGCCAGCGGGACACAGUGCAUGGACAGAUGACCAACCAAUCACUGUUGAUGAGGGGAGUGGAACCUCAACCCAGCAUGUUAUCAUGAUAGAGUCUGCAGAGGCUGCAGGUACUGGAGGAUUGUCUCUGGUCAAGCAGGAGACGACUGAAAGAGACGACCCACAACACAGCAGAAAUAUCCAGACUGGAGCAGCGGUUGGAGUGGCGCCUCCUGUAGCCACGGCAGACCUCGCCACGGUGCCCCAGCACAGGAUCCGACACAGCAUGACGGAGGAGGAGGAGGGUCCAGAGGUGCUGCUGGUGAAGGAGGAGGGGUGUGAGGACGGUCUGGGGAACCCUGAGGGAACCAUGGUCAUGGAGGAGGGAACCAUGGUCAUGGAGGACAACCAGACUACACCACCUCCUGAACCCACAGAGGAACCAGCUGAGCAGCACAGGACCACACACAGACUCACUGAGUCAGUAGACAUGGAGAAUGGGAAGCCUGAUCUGCUGCUGGUCAAAGAGGAGACAAUAGAAGACGGACCAGAGAGCAUUGAUCUGCUGAGUGGACUAAAGAUGGGGGAGAAAGGUGGUUGGCUGGAGGCUAACAGAGGAGACUGGUUGGCCAUCUUGGAUUCCCAGACCCAAUCCAGUGCAGCCAAGGGCCCAUGGGACAACAUCACUGAGCAGGCCAGGUCCAGAGACGACAUAGUGGAGGUCAGUGGAUGGGACAUCAUCCUCAACUCUGGGCUGGGGAACAACACUGUUAACCAGAAACAGACAGUGGAACACAAAACAACCACCAAACUUAAUCUCUAUGACAACAGACUGGCUGAGACCAAGGCGAGGCGUAGAUUUGGUCUGCGGGGACGGGGAGGCCAGGUUCGUAUGCAGCAGGAGCGAACAGACACAGACGUGGCUAGUGAUGCUCCGUCCUGCUCCUAUAUUUGUGAUUCAGAGAGACUGAUGGCGCCUCAGGUUAACCCCCUAACAGAUGCUGCCUUCAGCCUGCCUUCUAUAGGAUCUAUCAACUGGAACAUGGACCCUGUGACAACACAGACACUCCCUGGCCUUCGUCCUCCUCACACUCUCCUAAUGUUAAACCAGACCUCAGACAAUGCCAGUGCCUCAACACCAAAUGGCUACACAAGCCCGUUGACAAAUGAUAGUAGUAGCAACGCUAUCAGUAGAUCUGGUGGCAAAGAGAAGCGCUUCCAGUGUUCGUUCUGUGGGAAAGCCUUCAGUUUCGCCAAACAGGUGGAGAUCCACCAGAGGAUCCACACGGAGGAGAAACCGUUCGGCUGCCACCUGUGCGGGGCCAGUUUCUCCCACUUGUCCAAGCUGAAGAGGCACCAGAGGGUCCACACAGGGGAGAAACCCUACAGCUGCCCCCAGUGUGAGAAGAGGUUCUCCCACAAGCACCAGCUGAAGAUGCACCUGAAGAUGCACACGGGAGAGAGGCCAUUCGCCUGUAUGCACUGUGGGAAGAGGUUCUCAGAAAGGAGCUACCUCAGGAUACACCAGCAGAAAAUGCACACGGCCCAUGUAUAGAGUAUAGUGAUAUGUAAUGUAGUACUAGUUAGUUUGUAGUUAAUUCUGUUGGUUUUGGAUGUAGUAGGGAACUGGAUGAGGUGAACUGAGGAAAGAAUGAGUAUGAUGAGGCAGAGUAGAUUAUAUGGUGAUGGUUGGUGAGAUGGUGUCUGUAAAAAUGCUUCACUGAUGAAGAGUGACAACUUAAUUCCCUUUAGGUUGAUACAGGUGUUUUAUAGUGAGAUAAGGAUAGUCAGUGCCUUAAUUCAUGUUUACUUAACAUAAAAUUGUGAAGCUGUUGUAAUGUAAUGAUGAACCUUUUCCAAAGUAUUCUAAAAUGAAUUUUUAUCAAAUCGAGGGUACCAGAUUUACUUGUCACGUAUCAUUUUGUGCAAUAAAAGUACUGUACUUCA